Molecule: messenger RNA, 3278 nt
Organism: Cuscuta europaea
Lineage: Eukaryota; Viridiplantae; Streptophyta; Magnoliopsida; Solanales; Convolvulaceae
Source: the annotation of a GenBank genome assembly
UCCGAUUAGGUGGUUGAUAAGUUGAGAGUUCUUUCAUUUGCAGAGUGUCUUGCGGCAUCCGACGGCAGGGUUGCUACGAGCAGGAUCUCGAGAUUGGUAAAGGGGUGGAGCUCAAGAUCUUCGGCCGUCGAAUUUCGGAUAUGACGGAGAAAAACAGCCAGACACUCUCUUGGGUGCUUAACUAAGGCAGAGACGCCCAAUCCUUAAACUUUAGCCUUAAUGCUCUUGCGACCUUUGCAUUUUCUCCUAUAGGUUUUGAGUACAUUUUUGACCAAUUUCCUGAUUUCUGAUAACUCCACAAAGACUUAUGCUUGUGUUUCUGAUACCUAAUAGGAGCUGGAAAUGUGUUCUUAACAUUUGGAUUCAGAGCCAUCCCAGCUAUUAUUGUCGUCAACUUCAUUUUUCUUGAGGUACAAAGCUUAAUCAAUAGGUGAAGCAAUGGAUUCCCCAUUCGACGGUGUGGAUCACAGUAGUAAAUGGAGUAAGGAUAACUUCGACAAGAUGAACGACGAGGUCAAGCCUUCUCCACUACCACCUCCUCAGCGGCGGAGAAGCCUUGAACGGAGAGAUGACAGAGGCUUAGAAAGGCAACGUGGACGACAGCAUUACUCCAGUCGCAGUCGGUCUCCGCGGCUUCGAGAACGUCGCUACAAAAGGAGCCACUCGAGCUCUACCCCUCCUCUUUCUCCAUCUCCGUCUCCUCCGCCACGACGCUCGAUUACACAAUCAUCUUACAAGCGCUCUCGCUCUCAAAGGGAUGACUAUGAUGACUGUCGCUCUCCUCACUCACGGCGGUACUCGCUCUCCAGGAGGGAUGACUGUUAUGGCCGUCGAGCUCCGCACUCCCGUCGCUCGUCACCACAUUCUUUUUCCAAGGGUUCUCGAAGAGCUAACUAUGAUGGCAGACGCUGCUCUCCUCCCUCACGACGACGCUCGCCUCCGUCUUACAAACGCCCAAGGAGGGAUAAGUCUGAUGACCGGGACCCACCAUCACCACGACUUUCUCCGUCACCCUCCCCUUACAAACCCUCUAAGACUUCUAGGAGGGAUGAGUAUGAUGGCAGAAGAGAAAGCAUUAAAGAUGGACAAGAUGAUCGGAGCUGUUUGCCCCCCACGUUGAAGAAUCCUGUGCCUGAAGCAUCCCUUGCGACUCUGCCUCCAGUUAACCCAAUGCGCCUCAGCGCACUUUCUCGGCUUAAUGAUGAAAGUUUUGUUUGGCCUUGGAAGGGAAUAGUCGCAAAUGUUCCAAUUCAGUACAGGGAUGGAAAGUUUAUUGGCGAGAGCGGGCAAAAGCUUAAAGAGGAGUGGGUUGCCAAAGGGUAUAACCCAGUGAAGGUUCAACCACUGUGGAGUAGUAAGGGGCAUUGUGGCUUCACUAUAGUGGAGUUUGCCCGGGACUUCUCUGGGUUUGAAAAUGCAAUGGCAUUUGGACGGGAGUUCGAGCUGGAUAAACAUGGAAAAUUGGAAUGGACUUCCGGGAAGAGAGAUGACAAGCUCUUUGCGUGGAUUGCUGGCCGUGAUGACUACAAUGCCCCUGGCAUUAUUGGUCAUUAUCUCAAGAAAAAUGGAGAUUUGAAAUCUAUUUCUGAGAUCCAAAACGAGAAUCAGAGGAAGAAUUCAAAGCUGUUUUCUGAUUUGACCACAAAGCUGGAGUCCAAGAGCAGGAAGUGCGAGGAGAUUGCAGAGAAGAUAACUAAAACUGAAAGGAAGCUGAACAAUGUCAUGAGACAAAAGGAUGACAUGCUUGCAAAGUAUAACAAAGAGUUGGAGAAGAUGCAGCAAAAGGCAUUGUCAGAGCUACAGAAUAUUUUAAGGGAGAAUAAGAGAAGUGAACAAAGAUUAAAUGACCAGCGUGAAAAGCUGAAAUUGAAAGAAAAUGAACUGAAAUUUCGUGAAAAACUAAAUGAAAGUGAGAAGAGGAAGCUUGACAGUGAUAAAGAAAUGAAUGAGAGGGCAAUUCUUGCUCAAAAAAAGGCUGAUGAGACAAUGUUGAAAUUAGCUGAAGAGCAGAAGAGAGAAAAAGAGCUCUAUCACCAAAAAAUCAUUGAACUUGAAAAGGAACUUGAUAGAAAGCAAGCGCUGGAAUUAGCGAUUGAGUCCUUAAGAGGUGCCAUUGAAGUCAGGAGACAUAUGGGCGAGGAAGGAGAUCUGCUAGCUAAGCAAAAACUGACAUCAAUUGAAGAAGAGUUGAAAGAGAAGGAAGAAGAACUUGAGGAUAUGGAAAACAGGAACAAUGAUCUCAUUAUAAAGCAACGGCGCGACAAUGAUGAAGUGCAAGAUGCUCGUAAAGAGUUGAUCAAUGGAUUGAAAGGAAGCCGUGCCAACAUUUCUGUGAAGUUAAUGGGGGAUCUUGAUACUAAGCCAUUCAUUGUUGUUGCUAAGCAAAAGUAUUCCAAAAAAGAAGCACCAGAAAAAGCGGAGGAGCUGUGCACAAUGUGGGACAGUAACUUAAGUGACCCACACUGGCAUCCUUUUAGGCAUGUCAUCAAGAAGGGUGAUGGAUCAGAUAAUAACGCUGCUGAGGUGGAGGAGGUGAUAAAUGAAGAAGAUGAGAGGCUUGUUGGUCUAAAGGAGGAGCAUGGUGAGGAAGUAUAUGAAGCGGUGAAGACUGCGCUGAAGGAGUUGAAUGAAUACAACCCUAGUGGGAGGUACCCAGUGAACGAGCUUUGGAACGUCAAAGAGAAGAGAAGGGCUUCCCUAAAGGAAGGCGUGGAGCAUAUUAUUAAACAAUGGAGGACACUCAAGGGGAAGAGAAAGACCUGAGUGCAUGCGAUUUGACAAGCGGGAGAUACUACUGAGCACUAAGUACUAACAAGUAGAGUAAUGUUUAUUGUGGCAGAAUUUGCUUAUAUAAAUUUAACUUAGAUUUUAGAGUAACUAGUACAGCAACCUAUAUUUAACCUGCUAGGGUGGCCAACCCAUUCUUGGUGCCUUUUGGGUAGGGAUUGAAAGGAAUAUUUGAUUAGGUUAGAGACAUCAGCUAUAACAACUAGUACAGUAAUCCUGGCUUUAAGGUGUAGAGACAUCAGUAGGUUAGAGUAUUGUAUAUUUGGUUACGCUACCUAUGAAGUAUUAACUAACUAAUUCAAUGAAGCUGUCCAAGCCUUGUGCCUUUUUUUAGAAGCUUGGUCAAGCUCCCGGUUUCAGACUGUCAUUGGCUGAUUCACUGCACCAAUAAGUGAAUAGUGAUAGGCUGGUAUAUUUUUAUGCAGUAUAUGAAUUCGGAUAAACUGAAUCCAAAUUGGGUCGAAAACAGUUUGUUCUACCUGACUUCAAAC